This is a messenger RNA of Camelina sativa (false flax), 1838 nucleotides long. Its product is annotated as putative folate-biopterin transporter 9, chloroplastic. Gene Ontology annotation, cellular component: membrane. Lineage: Eukaryota; Viridiplantae; Streptophyta; Magnoliopsida; Brassicales; Brassicaceae. The record is from RefSeq and is a predicted model, not a curated record.
CAAGAACCUACUAAUAAAAGAGAUAAUUUUAUCUAAGAGAUCAUGGGUUCUUAUAUUCCAAACAGUGCACAAUUAAUUCAUAAAAAAUUUAAGAACUCCCCUUCUAAUAUACUACCGAUAAUCAUGGUCUAAGAACCGACCUGUGAAUCUUUCUCAUCUUUUCUCUCUGUUCCAUCUCUUAAAUUUUUUUCUCCCCAGAUUUUGAAUCCGUGAGAAACCAAAAACAAAACAAAACCAAAGCUCAAGAAGUCAUGAAUAAUUCAUUAUUAUCCAUCUCAACCCCAGUUAAGUUCUUGAAACCAUCAGUUCCGUACGGAAUAAGCUUAAACACCACCAUUAACAAGAAACAGAAGCGGCAAAGCAAAACCCUUGUCGUGAAAUCCAAGUCCAACACAAGGUCAACAACAAUAUUGACCAGUAGCGUCUCGGUGGUUAAAAGGAGAAACAACAAUGGUAGAGAUAAAGGACAAACGGUUCUGUUGUGUGCUUUAGGGUACUGGGUUCAAGGGUCGAGGUGUCUCCCAUGGCUUGCACUUAACUUCCAUAUGGCUCAUUGUCUUAAUCUCAACCCAUCGACGCUUCAGCUUGUGCAGUACACUGCUACUCUUCCCAUGGUUGCUAAGCCACUCUAUGGAGUUCUCUCGGAUGUUGUUUACAUCGGUGGUGCUCGUAGAGUUCCUUACAUCUCCAUUGGAGUGCUUUUGCAGGGUCUAGCAUGGGGUUCAUUGGCUAUAUUUCCUGGUGCUCGAGAAGCUCUUCCGUCACUUAUGGCAUUUGUUCUUCUUAGUAACCUUGGAGCAUCCAUUGCUGAAGUUGCUAAAGACGCUCUUGUUGCGGAACACGGUUUAAGAUAUCAAGUGAAUGGUCUUCAGUCUUAUGCGCUUAUGGCUUCAGCAGUUGGAGGGAUCCUUGGGAACUUACUCGGUGGAUAUUGCUUACUCAAAACACCUCCUGGAAUCUUGUUUCUUGCUUUUACAGCUUUGUUGACGUUACAGCUCACUGUUUCUUUAUCAUCUAAAGAAGAAUCCGUUAGCUUGCCACGGAUAAGAGAAGUGAGUCCAGAGACAAGCUCUGUUUUGGGGAUCGUAAAGAAACAGUUUUUGGAUCUUGUGGGACUUGUUCACGUAGAUGAAAUCUCUCAGCCUUUGACUUGGAUUGUAGCUUCCAUUGCAAUGGUGCCUCUUCUCUCAGGAUCAGUCUUCUGCUACCAAACUCAAGUACUAAACCUUGACCCUUCUGUUAUUGGUAUGUCAAAGGUUAUUGGACAGUUGAUGCUUCUCUGUUUAAUCGUGGUUUAUGACCGUUACUGGAAGACACUUCCCAUGAGGCCGUUGAUCCAUAUCGUGCAACUCCUCUACGCUUUUUCAAUACUCUUUGAUUACGUCUUGGUGAAGCAAAUAAAUCUUGCGUUCGGGAUCUCAAACAAGGCUUUUGUGCUCUGUUUUUCUAGUGUAGCGGAAACCCUAGCACAGUUCAAGAUUCUUCCUUUCUCUGUUUUGCUAGCAAAUAUGUGCCCUGGAGGCUGUGAAGGAUCAGUCACCUCUUUCAUUGCUUCAACUAUGUGUUUAUCAUCAGUUGUUAGCGGAUUCGCUGGAUUUGGAAUGGCUAAUAUGAUUGGGAUAACAUCGAAGGAUUACACGAACCUACCUGGAGGAAUUCUCAUACAGUCUUUGGCAGCUUUGGUGCCUUUGUGGUUUAUCCACUAUGUUCCAAUGUCAGAGCCUGGUUUUGAGAAAGAAGGAAAGAGAGCUAUGAGUAAGAAAAGUAGAAGGAAUAGACGAGUAGGGAGAGUCAUAGGUCAGGAGGUUUUUGCUUACCGUCGAGAAAGAGAAACAUAA